AUGUCUUCUACGCUUCUCCGCACGACCCCCGCCCUGCGUGCCGGUCUUCGCACCCGCGCCGCCGCUCCCGUUGCCGGCAUGGCCACCACGUUUGUCCGUGGCAAGGCUACUCUGCCCGAUCUUCCCUAUGACUACGGCGCGCUCGAACCCCAAAUCUCCGGCAAAAUCAUGGAGCUCCACCACUCCAAGCACCACCAGACCUACGUCACCGGCUUCAACGCGGCCGUCGAGGCCCUCGCCGAGGCCCAGGCCAAAGGCGACGCCAAGGCUGCUGCGUCCCAGGCUCCUCUGCUCAACUUCCACGGCGGCGGCCACGUCAACCACUCGCUCUUCUGGGAGAACCUUGCCCCCAACGGCAAGGGCGGCGGCGGCGAGCCCACCGGUAAGCUCCUCACGGCCAUCAACGAGGACUUUGGCUCCUUUGACAACCUCAAGAAGCAGACCAACGCUGCCCUCGCUGGCAUCCAGGGCGCUGGCUGGGCCUGGCUCGUCAAGGACAAGACCUCGGGCACCCUUGGCCUCGUCACCCGCGCCAACCAGGACCCCGUCUCCGGCAACCUCGAGCCCUUGAUGGGAAUUGAUGCUUGGGAGCACGCUUACUACCUCCAGUACGAGAACCGCAAGGCCGAGUACUUUGGCGCCAUCUGGGACGUCAUCAACUGGAGCACCGUUGCCAAGCGCUUCGAGAAAUAA
This is a messenger RNA of [Torrubiella] hemipterigena, 693 nucleotides long. Lineage: Eukaryota; Fungi; Ascomycota; Sordariomycetes; Hypocreales; Clavicipitaceae. The record is from the annotation of a GenBank genome assembly.